CAGUGACAAGCUGACAGCAGAGGAGAAGGAAAGAGAGAGGAGAGAGCGUGUUUAAUGUGGUACCAACAUGCCCUAACCGCUGCUCCACUACUGCAUAAAAAGUUGGAUGUAAAAAAACAAAACAAAAAAAGCUCCAUCCGCAUGCUGUGACCUCCACUUGCCUUUCUCUGCUGACCUGAGCUUGAUGGCAAACAUUGAUUCGAAAGACCCCCCUCCCCCCUACUACCCCACUUCAAUACACACCCUGCCUCCCCUCAAGUCCUAUGAGGAGGUUGUGUAUGGUGUCGGUCCAGGCCUGACACCCCUAAACCAUCCACGUUACAUCCCCCGCUAUCCAACACAUGUGGUUGUUCCCCAAGUCACAACAACAAGCACAUUCCCCAGCAAAAAGAGGAGGAGGUGCUGCAACAAUAAUGCACAGUGUUUUGGAGGCUCAGGGGGAAGCUUACUGGUGGUCGGCCUGCUGGCUCUUGCCAUCUGGCUUGGAGUUCGUUUUGGCACCCGCUUCGCACCAGGAGACUACUCCAACAACAAUCACAAUAGUCAAACUUUUGUGAACCCAAGUUCAAGGUUGGACUUCUGCCCAAACAAUACAGUGGAAUGUGACGGGAUAAGCGACUGCGAUUUUGAAACUGAUGAAACAAACUGUGUGAGGUUUAAAAGUGAUGGCCAGCUACAGGUCAAGACGGCUGAAGAUGGCAGCUUCCAACCAGUGUGCUACAGUGACUGGAACCAGAGCCACGCCAAUCAAACCUGUGCUCAGCUAGGAUUCAGAAACUCCUAUUCCUACAAAUCAACAACAGACACCACGUCUACUGCUCUGAUAAUGACCGGCAAAUCAUCAGUGCCUAUCCAGGGUCAAGUUAAAAUCAGUCCAUCCUGUCCAAACCAAAAGGUUGUCUCCCUGCAGUGCACUGACUGCGGUAAGCAGCAGUCCACAGCCCGGAUCAUCGGGGGGACCGCCGCUAAGUCGGGUCAGUGGCCUUGGCAGUUGUCGCUCCACCUCAGAGGAUCACACAUCUGUGGAGCAGUCCUGAUCUCUCCGGACUUUGUGCUUACAGCUGCCCACUGCAUCCCCAGUCACUCAACACAUGACUUGAAGGUGUAUGGCGGAGUGGUGUCUCUGAACUCGCUGCCUUCCCCCUACCUGGUGGAGAAGAUCAUCCUCAACCAUAACUACAACAGCACCACUCAUGACCAAGACAUCGCUCUGCUCAAGCUCAAGUCACCCGUUGUCUUCAACAAUAAAGUGCAGCCAGUUUGUCUGCCAGCUUUUGACUUGAGUUUUUCCCACGGAACCCGCUGCUGGACGACAGGCUUCGGCGUAACUGACGUGGACAAAGCCACUGUCUCCAGAGAGCUGAUGGAGGUGUUUGUGGGCAUCAUUUCUACAGGAUUGUGUAACAGCCGCCAUGGGUAUGCUGGUGAUGUGACCAGAAACAUGAUCUGCGCUGGGACCCUUCAGGGAGGCCGCGACUCCUGUCAGGGUGACAGCGGUGGACCUCUCAUGUGUGAGAGUGGGAACCGUUGGUACCUGGUGGGGAUCACCAGCUGGGGAGACAGCUGUGGUCUGAAAAACAAGCCAGGUGUUUACACCAAAGUCACUAGUCUCCUUCCCUGGAUCUACAGCACAAUGCAGCAAGAGAAACCAUGAUGGCUUAGACGACUGGUCGAACAACCGUUCCUCUUCAUCAAUCAUCCUGCACUAUGAAGUCAUCUCUGAGAGGCGGAUAGAUUUUACACUUCCAAGAAUGAAGUGAUGAGAAAAACACUAAUCACUGCACUGACUUCAGUCUCGCUGUCUUGAUUUAAUUCUUCUGUGUCUUGGGUUCUCAAUCAAGCUGUAUACUCAUGUUUACCUACAUUUUUUAUAAGCUUUACAGAUGGCUGGCCCUUCUUUCAUAUGGUCUGUGUCGAUGAAACACAGUCCACUCUGUUGAGAUCUCCUCAUGGCUAGAGAGUGAAAAUUAUUGUAGAAGUGUGUUUUGUUCUCAGGGACACAUCUCAGGCUUUUUAAUAUAAACUAUUGUUUACCACAUAAACAAAAAAGAAGGACACUUUAUGUAUUCACUUUGUGAUGAAGGAAAGCAUUGGCACUCUGUGCAGCUAAACCUCCCCUUUUUUAUGCACUGUGAAUCUUUUCUGAUAUUGUACGUCAAUGUCUUUGUGAUUUCUCUAGUUCCAUGUGUAUGUGCAGUGGUCGUGUUGACUAAUACAAUUUUCUAUUUGUGUAAUGAGUGGGAUCACCGAGCUGAGCAUACACAAAAUAAAGAUGAAGGAAAAUCA
Molecule: messenger RNA, 2286 nt
Organism: Labrus mixtus (cuckoo wrasse)
Lineage: Eukaryota; Metazoa; Chordata; Actinopteri; Labriformes; Labridae
Gene: tmprss13a
Product: transmembrane serine protease 13a
Exons: 13
Coding region: 185-1654 (489 amino acids)
Biological process (GO): proteolysis
Cellular component (GO): membrane
Molecular function (GO): serine-type endopeptidase activity
Source: RefSeq, a predicted model, not a curated record